CAGCAGGAUGCAGAGGUGGUCUGUAGGGAGCUUGGCUGUGGGGCUCCUUCAGUCCUCCAGGGUGCGCUCUAUGGAGGAGUGGAUGCUCCAAUGUGGACCGAAGAGUUCCAGUGUGGAGGCCAUGAGUCUGCUCUCCAGGACUGUGGAAGAUCAGACUCAACUAGAAACACCUGCUCAUCUGGCAAAGCUGUUGGACUCACGUGCUCAGAGCCUGUCAGGUUGGUUGGAGGAGCAAGUCACUGUGCAGGUACACUGGAGGUGAAAUACCAGGGACACUGGAAACCAGUGGAUGACUUUUCCAUGGAGGCUGCAGCUGCAGUGUGUACGGAGCUGAACUGUGGAGCAGCUCUUUCAACAGGAAAGGUGGAAAGUGAACGUAAACGUGUUCUGUCGAUCCAUAUUCCCUGUGUGGAAGAUGGAUUUGCUGUGAGGGAAUGUGUAGACCGACAUUUCUCCCCCUCUCACCUGGAGAUCACCUGCUCAGAUGAUCUCCAUCUCAAGUUUUUGUCCACCACUGCAGAGACUACGAGAAACAUGACCUUAAUUCCGAUUUGAUUUAUUACCCCAUUAAACACUUUCCUAAUGAGUAUAUAGUCUCAAUCAUUAGUUUCAAGUCUUCUUCAAUACAGCAUGAUGUUCAUUUUGUAAAUUAUGGUCCCAUUUAAUUUAAAUUUGAAAAUAAAGCAGGUUAUGCUUUAGGACGUGACUACCUUGUGACUAACAAGUUGCUACCAUGGCGACAAUGUUGAUAAAAUAACUUAACCAUGGUGUAACCCCAGAUUCUUAGAGUAUAGAUGUCGAUGCUGGUAUUUCACAGUGUGUUUUCAGUUCAUGAAAGUUAAUUGUAAUAUUUUGGUCACCUAAAUAAGUCUUGUUCAGUGUUAUUGUACUAAAAGACCCUCUAAGGCAGUGAUUCUCAACUAGUGGGUCACGACCCAAAAAAUAA
Messenger RNA from Thunnus maccoyii (southern bluefin tuna), 946 nucleotides. Its product is annotated as scavenger receptor cysteine-rich type 1 protein M130-like. The transcript has 2 exons. The record is from RefSeq and is a predicted model, not a curated record. Lineage: Eukaryota; Metazoa; Chordata; Actinopteri; Scombriformes; Scombridae. Gene Ontology annotation, cellular component: membrane. The coding region runs from base 91 to 555 and encodes 154 amino acids.